Brienomyrus brachyistius is the source of this 3868-nucleotide messenger RNA. RefSeq names its product UDP-N-acetyl-alpha-D-galactosamine:polypeptide N-acetylgalactosaminyltransferase 3 (GalNAc-T3) (gene galnt3). Lineage: Eukaryota; Metazoa; Chordata; Actinopteri; Osteoglossiformes; Mormyridae. Bases 487 to 2358 code for a protein of 623 amino acids. The record is from RefSeq and is a predicted model, not a curated record. Gene Ontology annotation, cellular component: Golgi apparatus. The transcript has 11 exons.
CAGCCUGGGAAAGUUCUUGCAAGGAAACGACAUGGUUUGAGAUCACCGAUGAGGUGCCUUAAUAAUUAAUGAUAUGAUUGAUCUGUGCGAGCAUUUCGAUCCGGCAGAUGCUCCGCGGCUGCACGGAGGUGUGCCUCUGUACGCGGGCGUGCCUUUCGGAUCCCCUCCCUCUACCUGAAGCGAGCGCACCUGGAUCCAGCGAGACGGAAGUAGCCUGUAAUCACCGUGCCGAUCCCCGGCUGAAAUGUCACAAUUCCGGCUUGAGUGUAGGGGAUCGUGUGCGAUUGAUAGACUGCUUCCCCCGAGCGUCUGACAUGAUGCCCCCCGGAUUCGUCUGGACCUCGUGCUGCUUGCUGGAGUAAGUUACGCUUUAUCCGGGAAAGGAGAUCAAACGUAACCGGGUUAAUAUUCAAUGAUUCUGAACGUUUCAUCUUUGCUCAAGAGUUGCCUCAAUCGAUAAUUAAUUUUUGGACGUUACCCAGGACCAUGACAGCUUUUCGUAGAUUUAUGAGAAGGCGAUUGCACCCAUGGAAACUGGCGAUAGUGGCCCUUAUUUUCAUUACUUUCCUGUUCCUCAUCCAGCGUGAGGUGGUCAGCCAGGGUCCCAAGGAGGAGCCCUGGAUGAGGGAUUUUGUGGGCAAACGGGAUGCCGUUCUGGGCAUGGUGAUGGGGGCAGUCAACAACUUAAGGGAUGCUAUGCCGAAAAUGCAGAUAAAAGCUCCGGUCCGCCAAUCGGAAGCAGAAGGAAAGCAGACCUGCCUGCCAGGCUAUUACACCGCUGCUGAGCUCCGGCCAGUCCUGGAGCGGCCGCCCCAAAACCCCAGCUCCCCUGGGGCUUCCGGAAAGCCAUUUCAGAUGGUUGACCUCAGUCUGGCCGAGCAGGAAGAGAAGCGAAGGGGUGAAGAGAAGCACUGCUUCAACCUCUUCGCCAGCGAUCGCAUCUCACUCAGUCGAGACCUGGGCCCAGACUCCCGACCGCCAGAGUGCAUCGAACAGGUGUUCAAGCGUUGCCCGCCCCUGAUGACCACCAGCGUCAUCAUCGUAUUCCAUAACGAGGCUUGGAGCACACUCCUGAGGACGGUGUACAGUGUGCUUCACACCUCUCCCGCCAUAUUCCUGAAGGAGAUCAUCCUGGUGGAUGACGCUAGCGUCGACGAGAUCCUGAAAGAUGAGUUGGAUGAUUAUCUGAAGCAGCUGCAGCUCGUCCGGGUGGUACGGCAGCGGGAGCGGAAGGGUCUGAUCACGGCCCGCUUGCUGGGAGCCUCGGUCGCCACUGGCGAUGUCCUCACUUUCCUCGACGCACACUGUGAGUGCUUUCAUGGCUGGCUGGAGCCCUUGCUGGCCAGGAUAGCGGAGAACCACACCGCAGUCGUGAGUCCCGACAUCAACACCAUCGACCUCAAUACAUUUGAGUUCAUGAAACCAUCACCCUAUGGGCAGAAUCACAACCGUGGUAACUUCGACUGGGGUCUGUCCUUCGGCUGGGAGGGUCUUCCCGACAUGGAGAAGCAGCGCAGGAAGGACGAGACCUACCCAAUCAAAACGCCAACGUUUGCCGGGGGACUGUUUUCAAUUUCCAAAGAUUACUUUUAUCAUAUUGGAAGCUAUGAUGAAGCAAUGGAAAUCUGGGGGGGUGAGAACAUCGAGAUGUCUUUUCGGGUGUGGCAGUGUGGAGGUCAGCUGGAGAUCAUUCCCUGCAGUGUUGUGGGUCACGUCUUCCGUACCAAGAGCCCCCACACCUUUCCGAAGGGAACCCAAGUGAUCGCCCGCAAUCAAGUGCGCCUGGCCGAGGUCUGGAUGGACGAAUACAAGGAGAUCUUUUACCGCAGGAAUCCGCAAGCAUCUCAGAUGUCCAAGGAAAAAUCCUUUGGAGACAUCUCCAGGCGUGUGGACCUCCGGCAACGUCUACAGUGCAAGAGUUUCUCCUGGUAUUUGGAGAACAUUUACCCAGAGGUUUUCCUGCCCGAUCUCAACCCGCUGAAAUUUGGCUCGGUGAAGAACAUGGAUAACAACCUGUGUCUUGAUGCGGGCGAGAACAAUGAGGGGGGCAAAAACAUCAUCAUGUACCCCUGUCAUGGGCUUGGAGGAAACCAGUAUUUUGAGUACUCGACGCGUCACGAGCUGCGGCACAACAUCCAGAAGGAGCUGUGUAUGCAUGCGACGCAGGCCGACGUGAAACUGCAGGACUGCCAGUACAAGGGACGUGACUCGUUCGUCGCAGCUGAACAGAACUGGGAAUUUCAGGGCCAGCAGCUUUUUAAUCCUGCACUGAAGAUGUGUCUUGGUGUCGUUCAGAAAAAACCACACAUGGCUUCCUGUAACCCCACUGAUCAAUCCCAACUUUGGAUGUUUACCUGAGGAUCCAAUAAUACGUCUGGAUGCUCGCAGAAAGGGGUUAUGGGAGAACUUUUUUGUGAUGGGAGAUUAAUUUUUAUUGGGUUUUAAUUUAUUUUUUUAUGUGUGAAAUACACUAUGCUGGGUAGUCUUGAAUUUUUUGUGCAGGGAAAAACCUGCUUCAACGGGAAAAAGGCACAUAAACGUCAUUCUGGAUGUAUCUAAUUUGUGUUUUUAGCUGCUUUAGUGUUUCAGGUUCCCCACAAGGACACCUCUUGGUGCUGGAAGUCAGUAAUGUAGAUAUCGGAAUAUUAGAUAUUCUGCUGAGUAGAUUUUAAGGACCAUGCAGUACUCGUAUAUGACUAACUGACCAUGGCAGAGGAGUGCAGGGAACAACAUCGCUGAAGAAAGAUGACUUUGUUAGUAUCUUGAUCCUUUUUUUUGAUUAGUCGUGAUUAAGAGCUACCUUGCCCGCUAGUUUUUACAUGUGAAACAGGGAGAGAGAAGGAGUACGUAUUCUGAAAAUACUGAAGUACCAAAGAUAUUUCUGAAGGGUUAUUUAUGAAUCGAUAUUUUUUUAGAAUUUAUUGUUAGCCUUGUCAUAAUUUAGUCACGCAAUAAUAUGUGUAUAAAAAUGGGUUAAAAAUAGACACCUUUUGCCUCUGUACUUUGUAGUCAUUAGAAAGCACUUUCCAAAGUGACUUAACGACCUUAAAUACCACAGUGUCUUCGAGAUUGAAGUGAUGCAGCCUUGAGCUUGGGAAAACGGUGUUAAAUAUUAUGAGGGAUUUGAAAGCGUAUAUUUUCAGGGAUGCACAAUUCAAGGAGGGAUCAGUAGGGAUGGAAUCUGGUGAACUUGGUAUAUUUUGCAUGCUCUGUAACUUCUUUUCUUUCAGAUGUAAUGUGAUGGUGUCAGACUCUCCAAGGCCACUGAAUGUACUGAUUUAUAAUCAGCUUCAGAUCAUAAUGACUUUGAACACUGAGGUGUCAUGAUGAUGCAGGUGUUUGUCAUCCAUAUCAAAAGUUUCUUUAGUGCUGGAGUCGUACUCCAGUUAUUAAUGAUUUAAACAGUACUAACAUAUCAUGCCAACGUUGCGUACUGUAUAUUUUUUGUAUCUUUUAAUUUGGUUUAAAAUAUACCUAACUGGCAUAUUUAACUUUAAUAACUGAGUUCUUAAAAUGGUAGCAAAGGGUGUAUUUCAGCAGUAUUAAGUGUGUGAAAAUGCUUUUAUAAAGCAUAUGGCAAAAGUAAGCUUGUAUCUGUAAGUAGAAGUGAAAUUACAUGACUCGAUUAUGCCCUAGAAUUAAGUGAGAGAACUUAAUAUCCACAUGGAUACAAUGUCCUUUUAUUCCUAUGAAGAACCUGGUGUGAUAUGGGGGGAGGGGGGGUCAUAAACAAUGUGGGCCCAACUGAUUGUCUUGCCAUGGUUGAAAUUAUUUAAUUGGGUUUACUGGUACUGUUUGGUGUUGGAUGCUGUAUUGCUGGAAAGAGCAGGUCAUUUUUAAAAUACCUAACUCACUUUCUUGCACACAA